This is a messenger RNA of Coffea eugenioides, 1034 nucleotides long. RefSeq names its product adenylate isopentenyltransferase-like. Gene Ontology annotation, molecular function: AMP dimethylallyltransferase activity; tRNA dimethylallyltransferase activity. Bases 1 to 957 code for a protein of 318 amino acids. The record is from RefSeq and is a predicted model, not a curated record. The transcript has a single exon. Gene Ontology annotation, biological process: cytokinin biosynthetic process; tRNA modification. NCBI's taxonomy places the organism in Eukaryota, Viridiplantae, Streptophyta, Magnoliopsida, Gentianales, Rubiaceae. Gene Ontology annotation, cellular component: mitochondrion.
AUGACCGCCAUGAACUCCAACAACUCCUCCUCCUCCAUUCACCGCCGUCAGAAGCUGAAAAAGCUGGUGGUCGUUAUGGGCGCCACUGGCUCUGGAAAAUCAAAGCUCUCGGUCGAUUUGGGAACGAGGUUCUUUCCCAACUCCGAGAUCGUCAACUCGGAUAAAAUCCAAGUCUACCGUGGCCUGGACAUCGCCACCAACAAAAUCUCAAUGCAUGACCGAAAAGGAGUCCCACAUCAUUUCCUGGGCGAGUUUGACCCGGAAACCGAGUUCACCCCGUCCGAUUUCCGCGAACUCGCUCCGAAAACCAUUGCACAGAUAACCUCCAGGCGAAACCUCCCGCUCAUCGUCGGCGGGUCCAACUCCUUCAUCUACUCCCUGCUGGCGAAGCGGUUUAACUCGGAGACCGACGUCUUUGACGAGUCCAGCGCGAUAAACUCAGUGUCCUCCGAGCUUCGCUACAGCUGCUGCUUCCUGUGGGUGGACGUGUCACUGCCCAUUCUCAACGAGUACCUGGACAAGCGAGUUGACGAGAUGCUUGACUCGGGGAUGUACGAGGAGCUGGAGGAGUAUUUUGCUCGGGAGGGUUUCGCUGAGUCUGAGUCCGCGAGCCGGACGGGGCUGAGGAAGGCGAUUGGGGUGCCGGAGUUCGAGAGGUAUUUCAAAAGGGUCGGGCUGGGUGGUGGGGCGGAUGGUUCGGAGGCGGAAAAGCGACUCUCAUAUGAAGAAGCCGUGAAGGCGAUCAAGGAGAACACGUGUACGCUGGCGAAGAGGCAACAGGAGAAGAUCCAACGACUGAAAGAUGCCGGGUGGGACCUACAGAAAAUAGACGCCACGGAGGCAUUUCGGGCAGCUAUGGGGAUGACGUCAGAUUCCGGCAAGAGAGCGUCGGAUAUUUGGGAAAAAAUGGUGGUGGAACCAAGCGCGAAGAUUGUGAAGCGGUUCUUGAUGGAGUAGGUUUUCCAGCUGUUUCCAGCUCUCAACCCUCAACAAUCUCUCUCUUGUUUGUUAAGCACCAUUUGCUCUCCAUCUUC